Molecule: messenger RNA, 3520 nt
Organism: Ostrea edulis (European flat oyster)
Lineage: Eukaryota; Metazoa; Mollusca; Bivalvia; Ostreida; Ostreidae
Product: telomerase reverse transcriptase-like
Exons: 31
Coding region: 172-3321 (1049 amino acids)
Biological process (GO): telomere maintenance via telomerase
Cellular component (GO): telomerase catalytic core complex
Molecular function (GO): telomeric repeat DNA binding; telomerase RNA binding
Source: RefSeq, a predicted model, not a curated record
CUGUACAAACUGAGGUAACUGGGUACCUGCGAUCGAACACGACUGAUAUUGCGCGAAAUAAUAUGAUUUGAUGCAACAACUUAUCGACAUUCUAAAGCAUAAAAAUUCAGGAUUACUCGAAAGGGAGUCCAUACUAAUCCAUUUAGCGCCAUACGUUCAAAAGCGGAAAGCAUGGACAUCAUUCGAUCAGUGUUUACAUUCGCUAUGCCCCUGCAGGAUUGGCUUAGUUCUUUCGGAUUUGCUAAUACAGUUGGUGAAUCUAUUAGCUACUUAAGAAACUUGGAAACAUCCAUUGUGGCCUUCAAUGUUGAUGUCCGAGACAAGCUUGUUGCAGCAUCUUCUCCACCUUCAGAGACAAAAGAGCUCAUUCUGCGAGUGAUUGAGAAAAUGCUUCGCCAAGGAGAAACAAAUGUCUUAACACUGGGGUUUGGGAUGAUGUCAGAUGACCCAGAUGCCCAGGUCUCCUGUUUUACAAAUAUAGAGUACAGACAUCCGAACUCCAGUGUCAACUUGCUGCAUCAGGGGGUCUGGAAGAGGCUCCACCAGUGUAUAGGGGAUGCCAUGAUGAGAGCAUUGCUAGAAGAAACAGCUGUCUUUCUUUUGUGCAGCAGGACAUGUUAUAUUCAAGUAACAGGCGUUCCUAUUUAUAAAAAAAUAAAAUCAACAAGUGGAGUUUUAGUGAAUCGAGUGAGGAAAAGAAGCAGUCUGUGUGCUGCAAAAGUUUCAAGAAAUGGAAAACGAGAAGGGCAUAUAAAGAAAUCAAAGAAGCAAAAAACUACACAUCACAAAUCCCACUGUAGCAGUAAUAGUAGAACAGAAUGGAAGCAGCACAGGAAAAGGAAGGUGACUGAAUACCAUAACCUUCCACAUCCAAAGAGAGCUAGGUUGCAAGUACAUAAAGAUUUCAAUCUUUCAACAUCAAAGGGAGCUAAAGAGCAAGACCAAUCUCCAUUUAACCCUUACAAAUUUCAUUUGUACAUGACACAGUCAUAUCUCUACUCAACAGAUCACAGAGAAAAACUGCCAACAUCUCAUCCUUUAUCAAACUCUGAUUCAUGCUUGUUUGACGAGGUUUGUGCAGUGAAUGUUACAGACAAUCCUAAAGAGUGUCUCCCUGCUGAUGCUUCUGAACAGACAACCCCUGUAUUUAUAGACAUUGGUCACCUUCAGUCUCUCGAAGAACUUCUUCAAACCGUGCAUGAAAAUCACAAGAGCUUUAGAUAUUUAGCAUUUCUUAAUACUUGCUGUCCAGUGGUUUCAACAAAGAAGAAGUUCCCAUGGAAAAUGAGUAGAAGAUACGGAAACACACCCACCCAUGUUCUACUGCAAGACUUUGUACCUCCACAGAAAGUGUAUGUCUAUUUGAGGAAGGUCUUCAUCACAGUUAUUCCAGAAAAGCUCCUUGGAUGUAGAAACAACAGGAACUGUUUCUUGAAAUCUGUUAAGAAAUUGGUAUAUUUGGGGAGAUAUGAGAAAAUGUGCCUGGGCGAUAUCAUGAAGGGAAUAAAGACGAAGACAAUUCCAUGGGUGACUAACAUUUUUCCGCAUUGCUUGAAGCUCCAUCUUCUGGCUAAAUUGAUUUACUGGUUGAUGAAUAAUUUCAUCGUGUCUCUUAUUAAAGCCUUCUUCUACGUGACGGAAACGGGAGUGUACAGAAAUCAACUCUUCUUCUACAGAAAGAAAGUAUGGUCUAAGUUACGUGUGAAUGGAAUUAGAGAUUUGAGGAGAAGAGGGGUAUUAACCAGCAUUAAAAAGACUGAGGUGUUAGCAGCUUUACAGAGUGGAGACAGCCUAGGAGAAGCAACUAUCAGGUUUCUACCAAAAUUGAGGUCCCUUCGUCCAAUUGCAAACUUGGGUAGACAACCUCCUGCGAUUGCAAAAUCUACCUUGCCAAUUAACAAGCAGUUGCUGAAUGUAUUGACUGUCUUGUCGUAUCUUACGUCAUGUGAUCAGUCCCAUAUAGGAACAGCUAAAUUUGGUAAUGAUGACAUCUUCAUCAGUUGGAGACGAUUUGCUUUGAAUUGGAAAAAUCAUUUAGAAAGGAAACCUCUGUAUUUUGUGAAAACAGACAUCAGAAGUUGUUUUGAUGGAAUUCUACAAGAAAAGCUUUUGGACAUCCUACAAAAUUUGCUAUCAAAGGCACCGGACGAGGAUGUCAUCACCAGAAAGUUUGUUUCUCACCAUGUGUCAGGUGGUAGAGUGGUAUGCAAGUUCAAGAAGAUUGCCUCAGGAUUUGGGGAAUACAUUCCAGACUUUGAAAAAUUUAUCAAGAAAUUCAUAGAAGACAACAAGCUUAGCAAUAUGGUGUUUGUUAAUCAGAUGAUUAACCAACAGAUGCAUUUAGAAGAGGUCUUUGAAAAGUUGAAAUGUCAUGUGCUGAGCAAUCUAAUCAAGAUUGGGGGACAAUAUUACAAGCAGACAUUAGGGAUAAGCCAGGGUUCUGUGCUGUCCACUUUAUUGUGUAAUAUUUACUAUGGACAAAUGGAGGAGAGGUUUAUGCCAAAACAAGCAGAUGAAAUCAUGAUGAGGAUGGUGGAUGAUUCAAUUUUUGUCACACCUUAUCGAGAAAGGGCAGAGAUGUUCCUAAGCAAAAUGAUACAGGGAAACUCAGAGUACAAUUUCUCCAUAAAUACAGACAAGAUCCUUGUCAACUUUGAUUGUGAGCAUGAAUUACUUGGGAGGAUGAAAAGAAAUGUUGGAGAAUGGUUUCCCUGGUGUGGUUUGCUUUUCAAUACAAAGACACUGGAAGUUGGCAAUGACCUGCUGCGGUACCAGGGCGUCAGGAUGAGACAUACUCUGACAGUGGACGUUUCCAUGACUCCAGGGCUAACAAUGAGGAAGAAGUUGCUGAUGUCCCUCCGCCCAAAAUGCCAUGCAGUUUUUCUUGAUACCAAGCUGAACUCUCUAGAGGUGGUGGUAUCUAACAGUUACAGACUUGUGCUGUUAACUGCCCUGAAGUUCCACUGCUAUGCAUCUUGUCUUCCAGAAAAUCAAAGAGUCCAGGACAAUCCACAGUUCUUCCAUUCCAUCAUCCAUGACAUUGGCACAUAUUUCUAUUCUCAAGCUGCUGUACAGUGUAAAAGAAAGUUUGGAGCCAGUUUUGUAUUUGAUGUUCCAAAAGAAGUAAUGGAAUGGUUAUCCUGGUAUGCAUUUCUUACGAAAUUGAAAUGUCACCCAUCAAGCUACGAGAAGUUAAUUCAGAUGAUUAAACAGUCUCUGAAGUGUGUGGAAAAGAUCCUUCAUAGAAAGGAUGAAGGUGCUCCUGUUGCUCUCAGAAGAUUGUGUGGACGAGAAAUACCUGUCGAGUUGGAGAGAUGUUAAGGACUGGAUCAUAUUCAAAACUAGCUUGUACAGACUUCAUUAUCCUGAAAUGCAUCGUUUUAAAGAAAUACUCAAUUGCAUAUCUAUCCUUAUUCUUGCAUUCUAACCCAAAAGUGGAUCAUCUAUAAAAAUUCAACUCAGUAACAUGAUGAUAUUGAAAACCCAAAAAUAUACCGAAUAAAUUUUCAUGAAAUUGAUA